AAAAAAAAACAGAAAAUCCCAUCGACGAGAGCGAGAGAGAGAGAGGGAGAGAGAGAGAUCUCAGGUGUCUUUUCAAACGCCUCCGGAAUUUCCGAAACGUCAUCUCAUUCCCUCCUCCUUCAAUCUCCAUACAGAUUCCGAUAAUCUCAUCGGAAUUUCAGCUAUCUCGUUUCCGGAGAAUCCGAGUGCCAAACAUCCAAACGGGACUUGUUAACUUAUAGUUUACGGAAUGGGGGAAAAGAGAAAUGCUGAACAAAAUUCUCCUUCAGAUGUCUCUCCAUCCACUUCAAUGUCUGUGAAAGAAUCUCUAAAGAUUAAUUCAGAAUCUUCUACUUCUCAGAGUACUAACGGAAAAAUAGAGGAUGAACAUCAGAGCAAAGUGCUCAGAGAUUCUGAAAUAUCAGCUGUACAAGAUAAUCUUGAUGGGCCACCAUUGAAUCAGAAUGUACUUUCUCCAACAAACGAUGCAGAUGAAUCACAGCCUAGAAUUGAGGAUGUUGCAUCUUCGUCCAUGGAAGCACUUGAUAUUCAAUAUCCUCUAUCUUCAGAUGCUCCACAAGCUCAGUCAAGUAGUAUAUCACAUCAAUUUGAGAAUGAUGCUUCUGUUAGAACCACCAAUGUUCAGGUUGAAGUUGUUACUUCUAAUAACUCCAGUGUAACGACCGUCACUGAAAAUUACAUUGACCCUGUAGCAUCUGAUGAAAUCGAUCUGCCUCAAGUAAAGGUUACAAAUGUAAUUCAUGAGACAUCAAAACCCAUGUAUCCAUCUAAACACAUGAAACAGGUUAAUGUAGACAGAGUCCUUAUCGACACUGCAGCUCCAUUUGAAUCUGUUAAAGAAGCUGUUAACAAGUAUGGAGGAAUUGUUGAUUGGAAAGCCCAUAAGAUCCUGACUGUAGAGAGGAGAAAAAAUGUCCAAGUCGAACUUGAGAAGGCAGAAGAAGACAUUCCGCGGUAUAAGAAACAAUCUGAGGCGGCUGAAGAUGACAAAGCACAAGUACUGAAGGAGUUGGAUAGGGCGAGGAAACUAAUAGAAGUGCUGAAGCAGAACGUGGAGAAAGCACAAACUGAAGAGAACCAGGCAAAACAGGAUUCCGAACUUGCUCAUCUCAGGGCUGAAGAGAUGGAACAAGGAAUUGCCAAUGAAGCAAGCAUUGCUGCCAAGGCACAGCUCGAAGUUGCCAAAGCAAGGCAUGUUGCUGCAGUGGCAGACCUGAAAUUGGUGAAAGAUGAGAUGGAAGCACUGAAGGGAGACUACAUUUCUUUAGUCACCGACAGGAACCUAGCAGUCAAAAGAGCCGAAGCAGCUGUGUGUGCAAUGAAGGAGACUGAGAAGAUGGUGGAAGAACUGACCUUAGAUCUGAUCUUGGCAAAAGAAUCUCUAGAAUCUGCUCAGGCAGCACAUAUGGAAGCGGAGGAGAAGAGGAUUGUGGCCACCAUGACCCAAGAGAAAGAUUCUUUCAUUUGGGAGAAGGAGCUGAAACAGGCAAAAGAGGACCUACAGAGACUAAACGGACAGCUUUUGUCGGCAAAAGAUCUCGAGUUGAAAUUAGAUACUGCAUCAGCAUUGCUUGUCAGUCUGAAAGCAGAAUUAGCAGCCUAUGUGGAAGCUAAACUGACCCAAGAGACUGGUUCCAUUGAAAAGGAAGAGAACCUAGGAGGCGAAAUCAAAGGAGGAGAAAGAAUUCUCACAGAUGCACAAGUGGAGCUAAAAGAAAUAAUGCUUCGUAUUGAGAAAGCAAAGUAUGAUAUAAACUGUUUGAGGGUCGCAGAAGCAUCACUCCAAUCGGAGCUUGAUAAAGAAAAGGCGGGGCUUACUGCCAUCAGACAGCGGGAAGGAAUGGCAUUUGUAGCGGUCUCAUCUCUUGAAGCUGAGCUGAGUGGUGUACACUCAGAGCUAGAGCUGGUUCAGUUGAAGGAAAAGGAAGCAAAAGAGAAGAUGGUGGAGCUGCCUAUGGAACUACAGGAAGCAAGUCAAGAAGCAGAUCAGGUUAGGCUGGAGGUGAAUUCAGCACGCGAAGAGCUAAGGAAGGCCAAGGAAGAGGCUGAACAAGUCAAGGCUGGUGCGAGAACAGUGGAGAGCAGAUUACAUGCGGCUUUAAAGGAGAUAGCAGCAGCAAAGGUAGCAGAGAGGCUGGCACUGGCAGCAGCCAAAGCAUUGCAGGAGAGCGAAAUGGCUGCUAGCCUGGGGUGCGAGGAUGUGCUGAAUAGUGUGACUCUUUCUUUGGAAGACUACUAUAUGCUUAGCAGGCGGGCCCAUGAGGCAGAGGAGGAGGCGAACAUGAGGGUGGAAACCGCCAUUGCCCAGAUCGAAGUGGCUAAGGAAUCAGAGUCAAGAAGCUUAGAAAGAUUGGAGGAAGCGAAUAGGGAGCUGGUUAAAAGGGAGGAGGCAUUGAGUAUUGCGAUGGAGAAAGCUGAGAAGGCCAACGAAGGGAAGUUGGGUGUGGAGCAAGAACUGCGAAAGUGGAGAGCUGAAAGCGGGCAGCGACGGAGAGCUAGCGAUGCUGCUGCCUCAGCAGUAAACCAUGUUAGAAGCUUGCCGACGAGCCCAGACAAGGAGUGUGACACGUUUGAGUUGGGUCCGACGGUGUCUGUAUCGGAACAUUGUGUGGAAAAUGGUCAGGCAGAAUUGAAGAGUGGUGCAGUAGACUUGAAGGUGAAAAAGAAGAAAUCUUUCUUUCCACGGGUUGUCAUGUUCUUGGCCCGAAAGAAGUCACAUUCAUCCAAGUGAACUGUCCAUUUGUGUUUUUCUUUGGUAAUUCUUGUAUUUCGGCGUUCCAGAUUCAUGCAGGAAGAUGAUUGGAUCAUUGGUCACCUGCAGAAUGUAACAGUAUGAGGUAUUAUACAAUGCUCAACUUGACAGUAUCUACAA
Magnolia sinica is the source of this 2872-nucleotide messenger RNA. Its product is annotated as protein WEAK CHLOROPLAST MOVEMENT UNDER BLUE LIGHT 1-like. NCBI's taxonomy places the organism in Eukaryota, Viridiplantae, Streptophyta, Magnoliopsida, Magnoliales, Magnoliaceae. The coding region runs from base 230 to 2731 and encodes 833 amino acids. The transcript is spliced from 3 exons. The record is from RefSeq and is a predicted model, not a curated record.